UCCAUGGCAUCUGAAGAGUCUCGGUGGUCUUAGGAGCCUCUGCAAUCUCACCAGGUCUCAGAAUCCCACCUCUAGCUUCCUCCUCUGGCUCUCUCUAUGGGAGAAGCAGAGGAGGCGUGAAACAAUCCGACAGAUGCACAACAGCAGCCAGCAGUUGGCAGGCACACCCCAAAUGUACAUUGAAUGCAGCCACGAUCGCAGCAUCUGAAGAACUUCCCACGUGCUCCCUUGAGACCUGACACGCAUUGCAAACCUGGAUCUCCAGCUUUGGAAAUGCAACCCCUGUGGCAUGCUGCCAGGAUCCGGGUCCCUGGAUACAGCUUCUUGGCCUACAUCAUGGAGCUUGGAGGGGCCUUCACCAUCUUUCUGGCCCUCUGCUUGUCGUGUCUGCUCAUCCUCGUUGCCUGGAAACGGACUAACAAGGGAGGAAAGCUGCCCCCUGGUCCCACACCUCUGCCUUUUUUGGGGAACCUGCUCCAAGUCCGCACAGAUGCCACCUAUCAGUCUCUCAUGAAGCUCAGCAAGAAAUAUGGCCCAGUGUUCACCGUGUACCUGGGUCCCCGGCCAGUGGUUGUUUUAUGUGGACAUGAAGCAGUGAAGGAGGCCCUGGUAGACCGAGCAGAUGAAUUCAGUGGCCGUGGAGAAAUGGCUUCCUUAGAGCGAAACUUCCAAGGUCACGGUGUAGCGUUGGCCAACGGUGAACGAUGGAGGAUUCUCCGCCGCUUCUCCCUCACCAUCCUUCGGGACUUCGGGAUGGGGAAGCGGAGCAUUGAGAUGCGGAUCCAGGAGGAGGCCGGCUUCCUAAUGGAGGAAUUUCGGAAGACCAAGGGUGCCCCCAUUGAUCCCACCUUCUUCCUGAGCCGCACCGUCUCCAACGUCAUCAGUUCUGUUGUCUUCGGAAGCCGCUUCGACUAUGAGGACAAGCAGUUCCUGAGCCUGCUGAGGCUUAUCAAUGAGAGUUUCAUCGAGAUGAGCACAUCUUGGGCACAGCUCUACGACAUGUACUCCAUAGUCAUGCAGUACCUGCCAGGAAGACACAAUCACAUUUACUAUCUGAUAGAGGAGCUCAAGGACUUCGUUGCCUCCAGGGUCAAGAUCAAUGAAGCAUCCCUUGACCCCCAAAAUCCUCGGGACUUCAUUGACUGCUUCCUCAUCAAGAUGCACCAGGAUAAAAAUAACCCCCACACGGAAUUCAACCUUAAGAACUUGGUCCUCACCACCCUCAACCUCUUCUUUGCUGGCACGGAGACCGUGAGCUCCACCCUCCGCUACGGAUUCCUGCUGCUGAUGAAGCAUCCUGAGGUGGAAGCCAAGAUCCAUGAAGAGAUCAAUCAGGUGAUUGGACCUCACCGGAUCCCAAGGGUAGAUGACCGGGUCAAAAUGCCCUACACUGACGCUGUGAUCCACGAGAUACAGAGAUUGACAGAUAUCGUGCCUAUGGGUGUCCCCCACAACGUUAUCCAGGACACUCCUUUCCGAGGCUACCUUCUGCCCAAGGGCACUGACGUGUAUCCCCUGCUUGGCUCAGUCCUCAAAGAUCCUAAAUACUUCCGCUACCCUGAUGCCUUCUACCCACCACACUUCCUGGAUGAGCAGGGCCGUUUCAAGAAGAAUGAAGCCUUCGUGCCUUUUUCCUCUGGAAAGCGCAUCUGCCUGGGAGAGGCCAUGGCCCGCAUGGAACUCUUUCUCUACUUCACCUUCGUCCUGCAGAACUUCUCCCUGCGCCCGCUGGUGCCGCCGGCGGACAUCGACAUCACCCCCAUGAUCUCCGGCUUCGGCAACAUCCCCCCGGCCUAUAAGCUCUGCCUCGUGGCCCACUGAGCGCCUCUGCCGCGCGGAGGGAACCGAGAGGGGCCCGUGUUCUGCCCACGCACGCAAGCACACACAGCACUGCCGCUCCCUAAAUCCUCGCAGAGCCCUGAGACAGGCGCCAUCAUUUCUGCCGUAGACUAGAGAUGCGCUAGGAGCACCCUGGAAAUACAGAGCUGUAUAGCGUCCACAUUUGGUAGGAAAGAAAUUCCCUGUUGAAGAGAUCUGCAAAAUCCUGGAGGAUUCUGCUGGGUUUUCUGCCUCCCACACAUUCUUGCUGUUUGUCCUAUUUCUUUAUGUUGUCCCUUCGUGGCCGCCUUGAUUAUUACCCCACGUGGGGCACAAUCCUUUUUCCGCAAAAAAACAAAAAAAGCAACCAGGAAUUCAAA
Choloepus didactylus (southern two-toed sloth) is the source of this 2198-nucleotide messenger RNA. Its product is annotated as cytochrome P450 2G1. Gene Ontology annotation, cellular component: intracellular membrane-bounded organelle; cytoplasm. The record is from RefSeq and is a predicted model, not a curated record. Bases 184 to 1821 code for a protein of 545 amino acids. Gene Ontology annotation, molecular function: iron ion binding; heme binding; oxidoreductase activity, acting on paired donors, with incorporation or reduction of molecular oxygen, reduced flavin or flavoprotein as one donor, and incorporation of one atom of oxygen. The transcript has 10 exons. Gene Ontology annotation, biological process: xenobiotic metabolic process. NCBI's taxonomy places the organism in Eukaryota, Metazoa, Chordata, Mammalia, Pilosa, Megalonychidae.